UUCUCCACCUCUGACAUGCUCUUCUUUCUGUUCCCCCACACUUCCUUCAACCUGCACCCCAGUAGAAGAGAGAUCUUGAUUGCUAUAUCUUUAGGUUAUUGGUUCCCCCUGAAAGACUCAAAACGCCUGAUCCAGUGGUUAAAAGCAGUUCAGAGGGACAACUGGACUCCUACCAAGUACUCUUUUCUCUGCAGUGAGCACUUCACCAAAGAUAGUUUUUCCAAACGGCUGGAGGAUCAGCACAGGUUACUCAAGCCUACAGCUGUGCCAACCAUCUUCCAGCUCACGGAGAAGAAAGGUGACAACCAGGGCUAUGUCAAAUGUAGAAGAAAAAUAGCAAUCCAGGUACCACUGAGCGAUGGAGAACAAACAAGGCAAGGAGGCUGUGAGGUAGUACAGAGAACCUUAUCUUCCAACCAAGACUUUAUGAUAAUGCAAGAGAUGGAGCAAGUGACUCUGCAAGCUGAAAUUGGGUCAGUGCCUGAGCAGGAAGAGAAUAUUCAGGGCCAGUUGGAAGGGCCUCUGAGAAGGACGUUAGCUGAUAACUUAGUUUCAAAGACAGGAACCCAGAAAAAGCCAGAAAGACUGCCUGAAGAGGAGUGUCCUGAAGCCACCAUCCAUACCGGCAGUUGGAUAACAGAUAGAAGCGGUAUAUCGAUUGAUGACUUCACACCUCCAGUAUCUGGGGCUUGCAAAUUUAUUGGCUCCCUCCACUCUUACAGCUUUUCCUCUAAGCACACCAGGGAGAGACCAUCAUUCCCAAGGGAGCAACUUGAGAGGAAACGGCCAAAGCGAGAUGUGGAGCCAAGCUGCAGUAGCAAUAUCAUGGGGCAUGAUAAGAACUUGGCAGAAAGUUCCCCUAAUUCAUCACUUACAGUGACCCCUCAGAAGCCAUCCCAAAGUCUGUCAGCAUCCCCUGCAGACCUUACCCCACAGCCGGCAACAGAGGCUGUGGUAGGUCAGAAAGGAGACACAGAUGCUAACCCCAUGUCAAUCAAUGAAGUCAUUAUGUCUGCCUCAGGAGCAUGCAAGCUCAUAGACUCCCUCCAUUCAUACUGUUUCUCCUCUAGGCAAAGCAAAAGUCAAGUGUGCUGCCUGCGUGAGCAGGUAGAGAAGAAAAAUGGAGAACUGAAGCUGCUGAGGCAGAGAAUCAGCCGCUCUGACAGUCAGGUCAGAAAGCUGAAAGAGAAGCUUGAUGAACUGAAGAGGAUCAGUUUCCCAUACUUGAAUAGUCUCCUCUCCCAGGACUGUGAGACCCCCCAACUGAAUCCUGUGAUUGAGCCCCUCUCUUGGAUGCUGGGCACCUGGCUUUCAGACCCCCCAGGAGAUGGCACCUUCCCUACAAUGAAGCCAUUUCAGUACCUGGAAGAGGUGCACAUCUCCCAUGUUGGGCAACCAAUGCUAAACUUCUCGUUCAAUGCCUUCCAUCCAGAUACCAGGAAGCCAAUGCAUCGUGAAUGUGGAUUCAUCCGCCUCAAACCUGACACUAACAAGGUGGCCUUCAUCAGUGCCCAGAAUACAGGUCUUGUGGAGGUGGAAGAAGGAGAGGUGAAUGGACAGGAGCUCUCUAUAGCUUCUCACUCUAUAGCCAGGAUCUCCUUCGCCAAGAAGCCCCAUGUGGAGCAGAUUACCAGAAAAUUCAGGCUCAAUUCUGAUGGGAAGCUAGAACAGACUGUCUCCAUGGCAACCACUACACAGCCGAUGACUCAGCACCUUCACAUUACCUACAAAAAGGUGACACCUUAAAUAAGUGGGGAGAGGAGGGUUCCCCUGCGACAUGGGAGGAGCCUGGACAUUGUGCACUGAGAACAGAAGCAGCUCAGGAAAGAAACACAGCAGCUCUCUUGAAUCUGGGUGAUCCACAUUCACUCCUGACUUCAGGAGGGGGAGGGAGGUGACACUGGUGCUGUUGAGAAUGUUACUCAGAUGUUUCUGUAAUGGUAUAUUAAAAAACCAAAUAAAAAGCCUUU
Molecule: messenger RNA, 1970 nt
Organism: Alligator sinensis (Chinese alligator)
Lineage: Eukaryota; Metazoa; Chordata; Crocodylia; Alligatoridae
Gene: THAP4
Product: THAP domain containing 4
Exons: 6
Coding region: 16-1746 (576 amino acids)
Source: RefSeq, a predicted model, not a curated record